AUGGCGAAGUCCGGAGCUUCUUCGAAGAUCGAGAUUGGAAACACCAGUGAGGUUUGGACAGAAGCCGACGAAGCGGCCAUGCAGGCUUUGUUAGCCAGCCGCAACAGGGUGUCUACAGCGAUGAUUGGGGGUGCCCGUGCUGGUGGCAGUAUGACAGUCGCAUCCAAGCGACGUUGUUGCGUCGAGGAGGAUGAGGGUGACUAUGAGGAAUGGUCAGUGGCACAGGAUUUGAAGAUUCCUCAGAAACCAGGCCCUGAGGUGACAAAGAAAGACAUCGUGCUCCCAAAGCGAGUGGACUCACUGGAAAAGUGGGGAAGAGUCCUUAUCACGAUGGACGCGUGGAAAAGGGAGAAAAUCACUUUUGAGAAGGCCAUUUCGAUGGCAGAGCACAACGACAAGAUGAAAAAAUAUUUGAACUUCAUCCAGGGGCUUAACUGUCUCAGUAGCCGGGCCGGGCUCGUGGGGCUGGUGGGUCUCCGCUGGUUUGGCAUCGUGCAAAGCGACGAACCGCAGCAGGUUUGCCCGCAGCAAACACCAUCAAGCACUGAAGUCAAGUAUGGCCAUUCCAAUUCCGGUCACCGGGUCAAGAAGGGCCCCCCGGAGCCAAAGGAAGUGCCUGAGUCCUUUGCAGAGGACUAUUGGAUGUCUCCCACUACCGCCAGGAUACCAUGCCUCCCUCAGUUGAAGGAGAUGUUGGCACAAGGCGGCAAGGCCAAAGAGUGCCUUGCUGCAGCUCAGACUCAGAAGAAGAGUGUGGAGGAAAUCCUUGCAGCUUCAAAGGACCGCUGGCUGCGGCGCUUGAAGAUGGGAUUCAACUUGCUCAUUGAGGGUUUCGGCUCCAAGUGGCGCUUGUUGGAAGCCUUCGUGCAGGACCUGCAAAGCCACGACCUGGACGUCUGUUGCAUCGAUGGCUUUGACGCCACAGCCUCGCUGCCCAACUUUUUGCGUCAGCUGCUGGCGCAGCUGUUUGGACAUCACCGAGGUAUUGGAUCCUUAGAAGCCUUGGUGCAAGCAGUGCUUGAGGCCCAGGCUCAAGACAGCGUGCCGCUGGUCUUGGUGGUGCACAAUCUUGAGGCGCUUCCAGUGGCGCACCAAGCGGCCUUAAGUACCCUGGUGGCUGGCCAUGGCAUCUGGCUAGUGACCUCAGUGGAUCAUCUGUGGGCGCCCUUAGCUUGGAGUAGCGACAUGCUUAAGGAUUUCAACUUCUGCCGCGAAGAGGUCCACACCAUGGAGGGCUACGAGAUUGAACUGCAGGGCAAAUAUCCUGAAGGGCCGCCCAAUUGGGUGGAUCCCUUUGCGGUGGAGGUCUCCUCCAAGGUAAGCAUGGGCUUGGUCUUGAAAAGUCUCACCAGCAAUCAUCGGGAACUCGUGGAGGUCAUGGCCAAGAACCAGCUGGAAGGUCGGAAAGAGGGCAUUUCCAUGCCAGAUUUGUUGGUGGUGGCAGAGGAUCGCAUGAUCGCCAACAAUCUUACGAAGCUCAGGCGGUUGCUGAAUGAACUCACCGACCACGACAUUGUGGUGCAGAGGCAAGGACAAGAUGGUACCACUGUCUAUGCUUUGGUGGCCAAGGAACAUUUGUUGAGGCGCUUGGCACGAGGUGAAAUGCCUGGUGCCGAUGAUGCGCAGUGUGAGGACGAUGAGGAUGGCAGCGACAUGGACGAAGACUGCGAUACCACGGAGAGUUGCGUGGUGACACUGAUAGCGGCUGGCAACAGCGGUCAUGUCUGUGCUGCUUUGAUUGAUGGCAACACUCAUGGCAGGGUGAAGGUACAACUUCUGACCAGCCGCCCGGAGCUCUUUAAGAACCUCAAUCCGAAGGUUCGCUUUCCGGAUGGACAGAUGCAGGAGGGUCUUCUCCACCGCGUCUCGAAGAAUCCCGCAGAGCUGAUCCCCAACUCCGACAUUGUGCUCUGGACAGGGCCUGUUACCAGCACCAAGGAAGUCUUUGAAAAACUGCAGCCCUACUUCGAUGCCAAUCGCACCUGCAUCGGCACCAUUUUUGCGCAAGGCCUUGUGCACGUGUCUGCACAGCGCAUAUUUGGGCCACAUGUACGAUUCUUCGCGCUGCGAAACAUUCCUUGGCUGUGUCGAGUCGUGAAGGUAGGCGAGGAGAGCGAAAUCACUGGUGCCAAGAGCUCCAUCGGUGUGAUCACCACCAGCAACUUGUCGGAGACCUGGGUCAAAACGCAGCUGGAGCCACUCUUCGUGGUGCAAAAAAGUGGGAAGUGGGAACCAGUGCUGGAGGUCCUGCCCGACUUCUGUCCAGUGGUCUUCAACCCCGCGAAUCAGAUCAUCCACCCGGCGAGAUAUUGGGCCAUGUUCCGAAACUGGAGCGGCCAGCCGCUGCCCAAAGAGGCGGAACCGCCGGAGUGGCUGUACCGAGAUAUGGAUGAGACUGCUGGGCAGGUGCUGGUCGUCUUGGAUGAGGAGCUGCAAGCCUUGAAGAAUGCGUACUUCCGCGCCACUGGUGCCCAAGGGUGCAAUCAUGUGAUACCCUUGGCCACCCGGCUUUUGGAGCAGUACGGCGACCAGAUCAGCGACAAGCGCGGCACCCAGAAAAUCCGGGACCCGUCCACCAUGGCAAAGAUGGUAGGCACCAACAAGGCCUACUCCAUGGCGAGGACCCCAGUGCUGCGUAGCAUACAGGGUGUCAUGCCUCACCCCAGUCAUCGGGUCGUCACAGAUGACAUCGGAUGGGGUCUCUGUGUCCUUGUGUCAAUCGCAGAGCGUCUCGAGGAUGUGGGAAUGCAGACUCCCACCACCAUGAUGCGGAUGCUCAUUGAGUGGCACCAGAAAAUCAUGGGGAAGGAGUAUCUCUACCAUGGCCGCCUUCGGGGCCGCGACUGCGCUGAGUUGGUCUUGUUACAUCCAGGGGACGAUCUGUCCAUGGUGGCCAAGGGGCUUCAUAGCGACAGCUUGGAUGACUGGAUCUCCAAAGCAGAUGGUCAGGUCCUGGACAGUGGCGACAGUGAUUUCUGGGGCCGCCCGGGUCGUGGCGCUGCCCGCCCUCGACGUUGUAGCUCUGACUCUGAGGCUCAGCAUCAGCUCGCCACACUUUGCAAGGACCUUGAAGGACGUCCGCUAGUGCAAGAGUUCAUACCGGUGCUUCAAGCGCUCAAUCAGGUGCUUCACGUUUGGACGGCACCAGAGGCAGCAUUUCAGGCUGCAAGGGCAGCAGUGGCAUUUCUGAAGCCCUACACAGAGGAAGAGAGGACUCUGGAGUUCCUCCUCUCUUCCCACACACACAAGGAGAAGAUGGAAAACUGUGCAGCUUCAAUGAAGAGGGCCUUGGUGGCGUGUCAGUCGGCCGGACUCACCGAGGAGGCCGAGCUGCAGCGCUGGCCGAAAGCGCUGGAAGGUCUGCGACAAAAGUGCCGCGAGGUCUUUGAGCUGCAUUUCUACGCUGUUUUCCUGGAUGUCAAGGGAGACAAGGUACUCUUGGAGCAACUCUUUCGCUGGCUCAGUGCCGCUCUGCAGUUGCCUUUAGCGUCCAUUCAGAGGUGCCUUGCAAGGACGAGGCCCUGGGCUGAAGAGGCACUUCAGGCAAUGGCGCGACGGAAGCAGCUGCGGAUGUUGCAGAGGCUUCAUGAGAGGGCCUUACAGCAGUGGAAUCGCGAAUGGCAGGAGGCGUCGCGCCCAGAGUCUGGAAAGCUGGGCGUCAAAUUUUGGGAUAGCAGCUUUUGUCACCUCUUCAAGAUAGCAUGGCCGGAUUUUGUGGAGGCCUUCGAGAAUUUCUAUGUGGGGCGAUGCCCCAAUGACCUGGUACGGCAGUUGCGUGCCAAGGUGGACCCAAACGGCAAUCAUCAGGUGACACGGAACUCUUGGCAGCUUCUCUUGCGAGAUCACAGCAGGAUCUCAGACAUUGUCGACAUCUUGCUGGAGGAGGUUUUGAGCAGCCUGCCGGAGUGUAUCUACAGGGAGCCACCCGAGGAGGAAGAAGUCAUCGAUGUGGACGCCUCCGAAUGGCAGGUGUGUGAAUCGAGUAAACAGGGCCCUCAAGCAUGCGGCGAGCCGCUGCGCUUGGGCUUUCCUUCACCGCAGUCUACACCACAGGUUGCGAAGCCGUGGGUCCCGUUUGCACAUAGCACAGCGGACGAUGAUAUGUCCAUCCCGACCCAGACAGAUGUGCGUCAUCCCACAGGUGCACCGCUGCAUGGAGCGCGUGACUCCACUCGAGUUGCCUGGGACGAUUUUGUGAGCGAUUUGUGCGCCUCGCAUAAGCCCUGGUGGAUGGAUCCGGAAGACGAGGCCAGCAGUGCAAGUUUUGCAUUGCGAGAGUCAGCUCUGCGCGCCGUGGAUUCGUGCAUUUCAUGCACCCGGCGCUCCUUGAUCUUCGGGGUCGUCAGCGGUGACUUGGGACAGAAUCGGCCGGUGCUUCAAAUGCCGAACCCAGCCCAUGUGGACGAAAAGCCGCAUGCCGUGUCCCCGAGCUCUCCGCGGGAGGCGCCUGCGGACUUUUCGACCUUGCCAGCCUUGGUGGUUGCAGCCAACGGGAGUCGCUUUAGUGGCGUGACCAAGUUUGGCAGGAGCUCAUCCAAAAGGGCUCUGGCUCCAGACUGUCCGAUGUCUGAGCCCAUUGCCUCUAGAAGUCAUUUCAACGUGAUCCACGACCAGGAGACGGAUCAGUUUUACAUCAUGGACGCUGGCUCCAAAUGGGGCACAUUUGUGAAGAUCGGCUCCACGGUGACUUUGAGCUGCGGAGAUUGGAUCCGCGUAGGUGGUGUGGAGUUCAUUGUCCGCUUCUGUGGAGGUGGCUGCAAGUGUCAAAAGAGCCACAUACACUACCGGCUUCAUUCGCUGAAGAUCGAAGAGGAGCGCCACAAAGGCAUGUGGCCCAACCCGAAGCCAAAGGUGUGUUUUUCAGACACUUCUCCAUCCUCGGUGUCCAAGACAGGGAAUGGAGGAGAGGAACUUUCGGACGAUGACAUCCAGGCCGAACUGUUGACGGUUCGAAAAUCUCGUGGGUGGAUGAGUACAGCUUCUAGGCUCUGCAGCUGUGCAUCUGCCACAGAUCGGCCCAUGAAGAUGCAGUCCGGGACUUGCAUCCCGGUGGCGCCACUCGAAUUGGAUUUCAUCUCAGGUCCUCGCAUGGGUGAGAAGAUCGUCCUAUUAGACAGGGCCAGUGUCUAA
Molecule: messenger RNA, 5130 nt
Organism: Cladocopium goreaui
Lineage: Eukaryota; Dinophyceae; Suessiales; Symbiodiniaceae
Source: the annotation of a GenBank genome assembly